UUGAGGAGUCGAUUGAGGUCGUCAAGGAUGGAUGAGGCAAGUGGUGGCGCUUCAGUCACCACCACCACCACCACCGGCACCGGCACCACCGCCACCAACGUCGACGAGGCAAAGACAUGUCCCCGCGGCCACUGGAGGCCAGGAGAGGACGAAAAGCUCAGACAGCUCGUGGAGCAAUACGGCCCUCAGAAUUGGAAUUCCAUCGCAGAGAAACUCCAAGGUCGCUCAGGUAAGAGUUGUAGAUUAAGGUGGUUUAAUCAGCUUGACCCUAGGAUUAACAGGAGGCCCUUUUCAGAGGAGGAGGAAGAAAGACUUCUUAAUGCCCACAGGGUCCAUGGCAACAAAUGGGCUCUCAUAGCAAGAUUCUUCCCUGGAAGAACAGAUAAUGCUGUCAAGAACCACUGGCAUGUGAUCAUGGCCCGGCGGAGCCGCGAGCGGUGCCGCCUCUUUGGGAAGAGAAGGUCUCACAACUUCAUCAGCAGCAGCCCUGGGGACAUCACCAUGAGCAACUUUCUAACCAAGCCUUCCACAGACGAAGAAGCUGCUGAUACCAUCAAUUCAGGCCUCUGCAAGGAGAUCAAAGACGGGUUUCUUGUGUUGCCGCAGCAGAUGGCGGCAGCUUCUUGGGCAUUUCCGGCAUCGGAGAUCACCAGAACAAUCAUAGGGAGCAUUAUCCCUGGAGAAAGAAGGGACAGUGCUUUCUUCCCUUAUAACUAUCAUGACCCUUCUAUCUGUGGUGGUCAUUGGAGCAAUGGCUUCCAAGGCCAGGUUAACUACAGAAGAGUAGUCCCUCCUAAUUUUCUUGGGUUUUCUAGUUUGAGUACUGAGGAAUGCAGCAAUGGAGUGACAACCAUGAAUGAACUGAGUAGCUAUGGGGAGAGUUCUGCUGGUCCGCAGAAGUUCAGGGUUAUCAACAGCCACAGUGAGGAACCAGAGGAUUCCUGUACCAUGCAAAAGAAUGUUGGAUUCAUAGACUUUCUUGGAGUUGGGACUUAAUUUUGCUUCUUUCCAAGAGUUGUAGUUCUUCUCUUUUUUGAAACAAUGCCAAGUCUUUCUCUAUCUCUUGAGUUUUUUUACUUUUUUUUUAAUCCCUUUUCCCAGCUUUUCUGUUCAUAAUUCAAUGGACAGCCUCUUUGUAGUUCUUGAACUGCUAGUGCUAAACAAUUUUACUAAUGGUAAUAAUUAU
This is a messenger RNA of Nymphaea colorata (pocket water lily), 1186 nucleotides long. RefSeq names its product transcription factor MYB77-like. NCBI's taxonomy places the organism in Eukaryota, Viridiplantae, Streptophyta, Magnoliopsida, Nymphaeales, Nymphaeaceae. The transcript is spliced from 2 exons. The record is from RefSeq and is a predicted model, not a curated record. Gene Ontology annotation, biological process: regulation of DNA-templated transcription. Gene Ontology annotation, cellular component: nucleus. The coding region runs from base 28 to 996 and encodes 322 amino acids. Gene Ontology annotation, molecular function: DNA-binding transcription factor activity, RNA polymerase II-specific; RNA polymerase II cis-regulatory region sequence-specific DNA binding.